GGGGGGGGUGUGUGGAAGAGUCUGCAUGAGAAACACACAAGCCUGCAGCCAGCCAAGGAGGAAGAGUGUGAGUGCAGGAGCCUAUCCUCAGCGCCUUGCUCUCUCCCCCUUUUCUUUUUUUAAUGCCCCUACAGAUUCCUUGGAACUUCUUAUUUCCCCCCGCUUGCACUGACUCAAACACAUCUUUUAAUCUCCGGGCCCAGGCCCCCCCCUUCCUCUCCCCACCACACACACUCAGCCUUCACACUCUGCUUCCCCCGAGUUCACACCCGCACACACUCCACUGAAAAACAGAAGCAGUUGUCAGCAAGAACGAGGGGAAGACAGCCGGCCAAACCCCAGUCUCAGGGCACUGGAGAUCCGCCUCCCUUGUGUGCACACACACACGCGCGCAUACACACUCACACACACAGCCCUAGAGAGGAAGAGGCGGUGAACAGCAGAGGAGCUGGGGCUGAUCAGAAAUAAGGAAGACGGGAAAGAGCUCGCUUGCUGCUUUUCUCCACAGGCAUCAUGUGGAUCUCUUGGUGAACGGGCUUGGGGGGAACGUACCCCCUUUUUCUUCCCUCCCCCUGCCCCAAGCCCUCCCUCCCCCUUCACAGCUGGCAUCAAGGGGGCAGCGGGGGGCUGCCUCUGCCGCUGAAGCCUGGGGGAAUAAAAUACAGUAAAUAAGCUUUUUUUUUCUAAAUAAGAAAGAGAAGGGAAAAAAUUUUUCUGGCAAGAUGGCCGACCUGGAAGCUGUCUUAGCCGAUGUGAGCUACUUGAUGGCCAUGGAGAAGAGCAAGUCCACUCCGGCAGCCAGAGCCAGCAAGAAGAUUCUCCUACCUGAGCCCAGUAUUCGGAGUGUCAUGCAGAAAUACCUGGAUGACCGGGGCGAAGUGACCUUCGACAAGAUCUUUUCUCAGAAGAUUGGUUACCUGCUAUUCCGGGAUUUCAGUGUGAACCAGGCGGAGGAGGCGAAGCCGCUGAUGGAGUUCUACGAGGAGAUUAAGAAAUAUGAGAAGUUGGACUCCGAGGAGGAACGUGCCAUCAAGAGCCGCCAUAUCUUUGACCAGUACAUCAUGAAGGAGCUGUUGGCCUGCUCCCAUCCAUUCUCCAAGAGCGCCACAGAGCAUGUACAGAGCCGGCUCAGCAAGAAGCAGAUGCCACCCGACCUUUUCCAGCCCUACAUCGAGGAGAUCUGCCAGAACCUGCGUGGUGGCAUCUUCCAGAAAUUCAUCGAGAGUGACAAAUUCACCCGCUUCUGCCAGUGGAAGAAUGUGGAGCUGAACAUCCAUCUGACCAUGAAUGACUUCAGCGUGCACCGCAUUAUCGGCCGCGGUGGCUUUGGAGAGGUGUAUGGCUGCCGGAAAGCCGACACAGGCAAAAUGUACGCCAUGAAGUGUUUGGAUAAGAAGCGCAUUAAAAUGAAGCAGGGGGAGACGCUGGCCCUGAACGAGCGCAUCAUGCUGUCCCUCGUCAGCACCGGGGACUGCCCCUUCAUCGUGUGCAUGUCGUAUGCCUUCCACACACCCGACAAGCUCAGCUUCAUCCUGGACCUCAUGAAUGGGGGCGACCUGCAUUACCACCUGUCCCAGCAUGGGGUCUUCUCUGAGUCCGAGAUGCGGUUCUAUGCUGCUGAGAUCAUCCUGGGACUUGAACACAUGCACAACCGCUUUGUAGUAUACCGGGACCUCAAGCCAGCAAACAUCCUGCUGGAUGAGUAUGGCCACGUCAGGAUCUCAGACCUAGGGCUUGCCUGUGAUUUCUCUAAGAAGAAGCCUCAUGCCAGUGUUGGCACGCACGGGUACAUGGCGCCAGAGGUGCUGCAGAAGGGUGUGGCCUAUGACAGCAGUGCCGACUGGUUCUCCUUGGGCUGCAUGCUCUUCAAGCUGCUGAGAGGGCACAGCCCCUUCCGGCAGCACAAGACUAAGGACAAGCAUGAGAUUGACCGAAUGACAUUGACUAUGGCUGUGGAGCUGCCCGACUCCUUCUCGCCUGAGCUGCGCUCCUUGCUGGAGGGGCUGCUCCAGAGAGAUGUCAACCGGAGGCUGGGCUGCAUGGGCCGUGGGGCACAAGAGGUAAAGGAAGAACCCUUCUUCAAGGGCCUGGACUGGCAGAUGGUUUUCUUGCAGAAGUACCCACCACCCCUAAUCCCGCCACGUGGGGAGGUCAAUGCAGCUGAUGCCUUCGACAUUGGAUCCUUCGAUGAGGAGGACACGAAGGGGAUUAAGCUGCUAGACAGCGACCAGGAGCUGUACCGCAACUUCCCACUGACCAUCUCGGAGCGCUGGCAGCAGGAGGUGACAGAGACGGUUUUCGAUGCUGUCAAUGCUGAGACCGACAAGCUGGAGGCCCGCAAGAAAGCCAAGAACAAACAGCUGGGCCACGAGGAGGAAUAUGCCAUGGGCAAGGACUGCAUCAUGCAUGGCUACAUGUCCAAGCUGGGUAACCCCUUCCUGACACAGUGGCAGCGGCGAUACUUCUACCUGUUCCCCAACCGGCUGGAGUGGAGAGGGGAGGGCGAGUCCCCGCAGUCCCUGUUGACUAUGGAGGAGAUUGAAUCUGUGGAAGAGACCCAGGUCAAGGAACGGAAAUGCAUCUUGCUCAAGAUACGGGGUGGCAAACAGUUCAUCCUGCAGUGCGAUAGUGACCCCGAGAUGGUACAGUGGAAGAAGGAGCUGCGCGAUGCCUACCACCAGGCACAGCAGCUGCUGCAGCGGGUCCCGCGGAUGCAGAACAAGCCACGCUCGCCUGUGGUGGAGCUCAGCAAGGUGCCACUGAUCCAGCGCUCCAGCGCCAAUGGCCUCUGACCCUCCCCAGCCCCUGCUCUGGCUUUAAUUUAUUGGGAUGGGUUUGAACCGGCUCCCCUCCCCCACCUUCCCUCCUUCCUUCCCUCCCAGGAACAUCCUGGUCAAUGUCGGCUCGCUGGUUAGUGUCACGUCCUGCCCCACCCAUGGUAGCACCACUGGGGGGUAAGGCUGCAGGUGGGGGCAGGGCCACCCACCCCCUGGGCAGCUCCUUCCCCCUGAAUCCGUACCCUGUCUUGGGGUAGGGGCUGGGCUGUGCCUUCCCCCUCACAGGGCAUGAGGGUCCCUGAGAGGAACCUCCUCUAUGGCACUUCCUGCUUUCUCUCUCCCAUUGCCAAAUGGCUGUUGGUGCUGGGGGGCCCUGCCCCAGGUGCCUGGAGUAGUGGGGGUGGGAAGGUAGCAGCAGAGAGGGGCCCUUGCCCCGCAUGCAUCAUAGGGCAUAUCCUUGGAAUCCAGUAUGAGGGCAUCCCCCCCACCCCACCCCUCCAGCCUGGACAGCCAGAGGCUCUCAGGGCAACACCCCACUCUACUCCCCCCCCACCCGAUCCCAGCGGGCAACUGGCCACAGAGGGGCAAUGGUGCCAUGAGCAUGGCAUAGGCUCCAGGUUUGGCUCCAAAGCAGGAGGGGGGACAUUGCUGCCAAGCAGGACUGGGGGAGGUGCACCCUCCCCUCCCCGAUAACCCAGAAGUGCCGGGGUCACGGUAGGAAUGCAAAGUGAAUCGUCUGGCAAAGAUGAAGGAAACUCCCUGCCCUCUUCUGCCUGCGGCAGUUGCUGCUGUUCCCCUCGCCCCCAGCUACCAGGUCCCCUCUCCAUACUUCCUCCUGCCACCUGGCCCCACCCCAGCACCCUGUGCUAACCUGUGCCAAAGGGUGGGGGAAGGGGGCCAGCCACACCUGUCCCCUUUUGGCAGAGAAUCAGCCAAUUCAUUUCACAUGUGACCUAUGCCAAACCCAAACCAAGGCCUGUGGAGGCAACCUGCACCACCCCUCUGCUCCCCCACAACCACCACAUCGUGCCAUGUCCCUGCCUCCUGUGGGGAGGCAUGGGGGACAGACGCUGCUCCCAGGUGUCCCUCUGGUAGCAGCGGGCCUCGUGCCAAAGGAGAAGAGUUGCCUGAUGCCCUGCACCUCUGCCUGGUGGUGGCUGGGGGUGAAGCAUGCAGGGGCAGGUGGCUGGGGAUGAGCUGGGGAGGUGGUGGGGGGCUGGUGCCAAUGCCAAGUGCUGUGUGUCUGUGUAUAUAAUUGUGCCAUGGGGCUCUGUGCCCAGCGGGCCCAGCCUGCUGCUCUCUAUUAUCACUCAAGCCAGAUAGCUCCUCCCCCCCCCCCAGCAGUGUUAUAACCCCUGGAACAAGGGGAGGGGGCUCUCAGGGUGACUGAACCCAGGGUCCCAUCCCCAACAUGGAGCCAGGACAAGGUUGAGGGGGGGCAUUUAUCAAUGGAUUGGGGGCCUCCUGACCCGCCCCAAACUCUGGCCCCCUUGCAUGCCACCAUGCCACCCCCCACCCCGCAUGCCCCACCCCCACACGUGAUGAGUUCUGCCCCUGGCUGUUCCCCUGCAGGGGGAGGGGGGGAGGUAUCUAUCUCUGGGGGAGGGGAACUUUGCUGCCUCCAUCCCCCUGCCCAUGCCCUCACCGCGUCUGUAAAUAUUUGGUGUAUUGUCCGUCUCUUCUUUAGGUUGUUAUAUUUUUUUGCCGAUUUUUGAAUGUGAUUUUAACAAGUGGAGGAAGAAAAAAAAAAACCAGACUGAGUUUUUAUAAUAAAAAAAGUGUUAAAAAAAAAAA
Alligator mississippiensis (American alligator) is the source of this 4571-nucleotide messenger RNA. It is a transcript of the gene GRK2, whose product is annotated as G protein-coupled receptor kinase 2. Gene Ontology annotation, biological process: protein phosphorylation; regulation of the force of heart contraction; regulation of signal transduction. Gene Ontology annotation, molecular function: G protein-coupled receptor kinase activity; G protein-coupled receptor binding; ATP binding. The record is from RefSeq and is a predicted model, not a curated record. Lineage: Eukaryota; Metazoa; Chordata; Crocodylia; Alligatoridae. The coding region runs from base 723 to 2792 and encodes 689 amino acids. The transcript is spliced from 21 exons.